Micromonas commoda is the source of this 1240-nucleotide messenger RNA. RefSeq lists its product as hypothetical. Gene Ontology annotation, cellular component: cytoplasm. Bases 59 to 1192 code for a protein of 377 amino acids. Lineage: Eukaryota; Viridiplantae; Chlorophyta; Mamiellophyceae; Mamiellales; Mamiellaceae. The transcript has a single exon. Gene Ontology annotation, molecular function: zinc ion binding; ubiquitin protein ligase activity. The record is from RefSeq and is a predicted model, not a curated record. Gene Ontology annotation, biological process: ubiquitin-dependent protein catabolic process.
CAUUACCCUCCUCCUCUUCUUCCUCCUCCUCCUCCUCCUCCUCGUCCUCCUCCUCCACAUGUCAAAACGAGCGCACGCGGAGAGCGAGAGGGCGAAGCUCGAGCAGGUCAUCGGGAUAAUUGAGAGGGAUUUUCAGAGGAUCGUCACUGAAUCGUUCAAGUCGAGCGACGACAAGGUGAAGGUGGUCAACCUGUCGUCUGACUUUGGCAAGACGCUGAACGGGCGCGUGGGCAGGGUCGUCGGGGGGGCGACGCGUGAGGAAAUCGAGGACGCGUACCGUGGUAACAGGCACGCGCGGGCGCGGGUCAAGGUUGAGGGCGAGAACGAACCCGUGAAGUUGCGACUGUGCAACAUCCUCCCCUGCAAGCUCAGGCACGAGCCGGACGGCGGCAAGGUGACGCUGACGACGGCGAGGGCGCGCGAUCUGGCGAAGGAGUCGGUGGAGAAGCAGCGUCUCGCCCGCGACCAGGAUCCGGGUUCCAUCGCGCGCAUCGAGGCCACCGACGCGUGGCUGGCCAAGGUUGAAGGGGGAAACGAAGGGGCUCCCAUCCCCGUCUACAAGUGCGGAGCGCUGGGCAGGCCGCUGACGAAGGGGCACGAGAACGGGUGGGAGAACCUGCGGAACCAGCUCGCGCCCGCGUGUUCCGGAGACGGCGAGGUCACGUUCGAGAGGUUCGGGUACGGGCUCGUGGGCGUCGCCGGGGAGCACGACCGCUGCGUCGUUUGCCACGAACCGGUCACCGCGGAUGGCGACACCAUGGGCCUCCCGUGCCGCCACGUCUUUCACCGUCGUUGCCUCGAGCCGUGGCUGAAGAAACGUACCGACGAGGGCCGCGCGCCGGACUGCCCGACGUGCAGGACGGAGCUCCAGAUGUCGCACGAGGUGUACACCGCGGAUUACGACUGCGAGGAGAUGCUCAAGCGACGCUUCGACGAGUUCUUCAUAUCCGGCUUUUGCGUGUGCUGUCAGUCAACCGUCAUGGAGGCUGACCCGCAGGUGUACCUGGACCCGCUCAACGGAAUGCCUCCGCAGGUGAUACAGCGCUCGCAGUGGCCCGCGUGGGUCAAGUACGGGGUAAGGUACUCGGCGAAAGAGAUCGGUGGUAAUGAGGACGAUGGGCACUUCAUGAUCACGAGGUGCCAGGGGAAGGGGGCGGAGAAGAUUAGCGUUGUGGGGUCCUUUGGCUCAUGAAUGACAGCACAGCUGGAUAUUUUUUGCAAGCUGACGUGGCUUGUUAAC